Triticum urartu is the source of this 2451-nucleotide messenger RNA. The record is from RefSeq and is a predicted model, not a curated record. NCBI's taxonomy places the organism in Eukaryota, Viridiplantae, Streptophyta, Magnoliopsida, Poales, Poaceae.
AUGCAGCCGCCGCGCCACCACCCUCCUCCGGUCCUUACUCCCCCCCUCCCCCUCCCCCCGCAGCCCCAAAAGCUCUGCCAGUUCUUUCGGCGAGAUCCACCAUCUCCUGAGGUCCUUAUCCACCCCAGCUCGCGAGGAAGCCUCGGGAGGAGGCGAGCCCUCGUCGCAAGGAAGCCGCAGAAGGAGGAGCUCAACCGGGCGUCGCUGGCCAGAGAAGGAGGAGAGGCGCGGAUGCCUGCCAGGGAGGCGGAUCGGCUCAUCUCCGUGGCUGGAAAGGCUCGAUGUUACAAUUACAACAUGGGGCUUCAAGUGUCUAUUACUGUGGAACACCAAUAUCCGUGCAUUUUAGUUACGACUAAGUGCCACACCAAUGAAUGUGAAUGUCUGUUCAGUGUCCAUCUUGGUUCUGGUGAAUUGAUUUGGGGAACUCUUGAAAUCUGUUUCUUGUAUAUUGGCCAUGAUAACUCUUCACCUGACAUUCUGCAAUGGCUUCCAGCCAGGGUUUUCUUGUUGCUGCUAUUCCUCGUGGAUAUUCAAGAGGCAACUUGGCACCUAAUGUCAACAGCAUGCUUAUUGGUGACGAGUGAAAUGAAAGAAGGCUGCAAUGGAAUUUGUAUUAGAAGUUUCUCCAUGAUGGCCUUUUCCACCUAGAAAGAGCAUCAAGGCCGUUGACCCCGUUUUUGUUCUAUAGGCAUCUGUUCUUCAAAUGAGGCUCCAACCUGAGCAAGGGCAUGGUUUGCAGAUGAUGUAUCUGCUUUAUGUGUGUCAGAAGAGCCCUCCGACGCCCAGCCGUUGGUGUCUCUUCCCGAAGAAGGAUCAUGGUUCCCCACCUCUCUACAACUCAUAUUAAAAUUUUGGUAUAUUCUUUUCUUACUUUAUUUCCUGUGAACAAAAAGUUGGAACCUAUUCUUAAUUUCCCAUAGUGGUUUUGAUGGUAUUUGGUCAGUGUGUUCCUGGCUGGAAUUGCAUGUAUAUCUUACAGAUUUACAUUGCAACAAUUAAUAAGGAGAAUAGAAGCAUUUGCAUCCUCUAAUACUUUGCCUGCCAUGCUUAGCGAGAAUUCAAAAUAGUGACCUUUGGAUAUCAAUUAUGGGUUUGUGAUUUUGUGCCAGGACCUAAAAGAAUUUUUGCCUCAUGCUUCGACUAUCAUAUCUAUUUUCUCUAUAAAUUCUAGACAUCUAGUUCAGAUUAUGAUCUUUGCAUGCCCUUUUUUUGUAUCUUCUGAAAUUGGCCAACAUUACAAAAAAUCGCCACAUGUUUUAGAAAUUGAAUCACCAUGACAGCUUUUCAGGUUAUGGUUCUUUAGCCAUUUAAUGCAGUAUCAAUGGUUCAGUGUGCUUCAUGAAAUGAAACAUAAUGUAUAGUUCAGCAGUUUUGAGACUUACCCGCAUAUUUUUGCUUCACCCGUCACCACAGAGGUCUUACCUCACCUUGACCAUGGAGCCACUAGGAGUAUGAUCAAUAUAUGAUCAUUCUUAUAGUUGAAAUCAAUUGCUUCCUUCAUCAAGUGAUUCAUAGUAAACCAGUAAACAUGAAUUUUAUGUGUAUAUAUUACUUCUUUGUUUGCCAUUCAUUUUGUUCAAAAUAUUUAUAUGACAUUUUUCAAAAAGCUUAAGGUUAGAGAUGUGGUGCUAUAUGAGGCUAUUGUUAGGAUGGCAGAUAAAUUAAUGUUAAAAUAUUUUUGAUUUCCUUUAUUCCGUAAACGGCAAUACAAGAUAUGUUUGGGCCACAUGAUUCUAUUCCAAAAAUUUAAACAACUUGGCAAUUAACAACGCAUCAAAUGUUAUGUAUUGAAAAUUUGAAAUGGAUCACUUUGUCAGGUUGGGUUUUAGUAGGUCAUAAUGGUUUAGGAUGGUACAGCGUUGAGAAGGUGGCACAAAAUCUCAUACGCAGGGCGAUCAGCUAAGAAGCAUCAGGAAGGACUUUUAGGAUGGUACAGCGGUCAAAUGCAUCCUAGGAUAGGUCCUUUAAGAAUUAUGGUGUGUUUCCCUCCUUUUGUUUACCAUAGGCACAGAGGUUUAGCCUCAAUUUAUUAUGAUAUUUUUGUUUAUAGUAGAUGCAGAACUGAGACUUACCCAGGUUGUGAGAGCUGGUGAUGAUUCUAUUAAAAGUCCCUUGUUACCUGCAACGUUUGUCUCUGUAAACAGCAUAACUAACGCCGUAUGGUUUCCAAUGUGACUAAGAUGUAAAUUCUUCCUGGGUGUAGUUUCUAAAGCAGAGUUGCUGAAAAUGGAAAUAUUUUCAACAUGCCAUGAUUUUGAAUGGGACUUUGUGCUACCAAAUUAUAAUGUGUACAUACAUCUCAUUGUAGAUAACAAUCCAUCGUUUUUUGCUGCUAAAGGGUAUUAGAUUUGUUACCAUAUGUGCUUGCCCAUAACUAAACAAAGUAAAACAUAGAUUUACAUAUAUAUUGUCUCAAAUGGGACUUAUGUGUAUAUGCAUUUCAUUGUA